This is a messenger RNA of Panthera uncia (snow leopard), 6576 nucleotides long. It is a transcript of the gene THRA, whose product is annotated as thyroid hormone receptor alpha. Gene Ontology annotation, biological process: negative regulation of transcription by RNA polymerase II; thyroid hormone receptor signaling pathway; cell differentiation. The record is from RefSeq and is a predicted model, not a curated record. Lineage: Eukaryota; Metazoa; Chordata; Mammalia; Carnivora; Felidae. Gene Ontology annotation, molecular function: RNA polymerase II cis-regulatory region sequence-specific DNA binding; zinc ion binding; nuclear receptor activity. The transcript has 9 exons. Bases 2694 to 3926 code for a protein of 410 amino acids.
GGGCUCAGCUGCCUGCUCAGGACAUCCUCCUGCACUUCCUCAGUGCUGCAGCUGCAGCAGCAAGUUUUGGGGGCUGAGAAUGGGGGAAAGGGAAGGGGGGUCAGCUACUGCUCAUGCUGACCUCUUAGACCGGUGGGCUCAGCCAAGGGUACACCAGCUCAGUGGAAGCCCUGGGUAUGCGGGCUACAGCCAGCUAGCUCCUAAGCAAACCAGUGAGGAGGCCCCCCCCACCACACUGACCCACAGGAAAACAGUCCCCCCUCCACCGUGGGCAGUGGCGGGAGUUGGCAGGGCCCCACUGAGCAGGGUCAGUGACAGGACUCACAAUGGUCUUUCUCCACACCCCUGGCAGCUGAAAUCCACCUCAGAGAUGCCCAACAGCUGUGCCCUCUGCCCAGCCUCAGAGCCUGGUUCUGAGGGUACAGCUGCCCAGACUAUGUGGGGGGCUGAGUGAGGCCCUGCUCCAUGAGUUCAGGCGCCAGCCCAGAGUGGGAAUUUGAGCAGGGGGCAGUGGGGCAGGGAGCCCAGAGCCCAGGGGGCACUAAGCAUUUCUGGCCAUGCUCCCCCGUAGCCAUGACCUAUUUGGAUGAGAAGGCACUCUUAGUGAUUCUACUCUAAAUAAUCCAUAGGCUUCUAUAGAAGGGAAAAUUGAGGCUCAGUCAAAGGGAAGAGUAACUGGAUCAAAGAACAAGGUAUUGUUCCUUUAUCAGGUAAUGGUUAAGAGCAGGGUUUUUGUUUGGCUGGUUGUUUUUGUUUUUUGUUUUGUUUUCUUUUUUUUUUGGAGCUGGAGUGCCUGGUGUUGAAUCCCAGCUCUGCCACUUGCUGGUUGUAUAACCUUGGGCAAUCUAUUGAACCUUGCGAUAUCUAUAAAUUGGGGAUAAUAAUACCUGUCUCAUUCAGCUUUUUGAGGAUCAGAGGAGUUAGAAUAUAUAAAAAGCUUUUAAAAGUGCCUGGUGCAUAACAAGCACUGUAUAUGUAGGCAGUUACAGUGAGGAAGCCUGUAGGUCCGAGGUCCCCUGGAUUUCUUGGAGAAGCCAGGUGGAGAAUUGGUUCUCCCAUAGAAAUAGGAUGGGGGAUGGGGAGGAUAGUGGGUCCCUAAUCUCCAGCCUCCUUACCCUUCAUGUCACAUCUGUCUCGCCUACAAGUUUUUGCAACCUGGAGCCCCUCUACCUCUUGCACACAGAGUGCAGCACCCUACCUCGCUGCAGGGGAUCCAGCAUUCCAGCUACUACCUACCAUUAAUCAAUCACUCAGGACCUAGCCCUGGCUGAUAGAUACCACAUUCCCCAUCCCUGCACUGAGAGGGCAUUAGCGUGAAGGGUGGUAGUCCUGAGUAAGGAACAGUGGGUGGGUGUGACAUCUUGAGGGUCAGGGUCUUGUCCUAGGUUGCCUGUCUUCCUCUGUGAGUCUGGUGAUAAGACUCCCUCUCUCCCCCAGAUCCCUUUUCUUCAGCCCCUCCCCUUUAAGAUGCAGCAAGGACAGUGGAAGGAUGCCCCGUGGUGGGCCACUGGAGAGCCUCUGGGCUGGGAGGCUAAUCCCAACUCCAGUUCUCACGGUUGCAAAGGUGCUUGGGGGAUUGGUGCCUCCUAGGGAGGAGGGAAGCAUGACUGUGGCAGAAAGAGCACUGGCUGGGAGUUGGAGGCUGGGUCUUUGCCAUUCACCAGUUGCUGACUUUGGCCUGGGUUUUCGUCAUCUGGAGACAAUGAUGCCUACCUCACUCCGAGUGAGGGUAAAUAACAUAAUGUGGCCUGACACCUGCGUUCAAUCCGUGUUGCAUGCUGGCUGGGUAAGCAACGCCUGUGGAUUCUCCUGUUCUUCCCAGACCUGGCACACACCAGGAUGCGGAUCCCCAUGCCCCCUGGAACCAGAGACAGUUCCCAGUCUCUGAGAGAAGCAUCUGGGGCUAGUGGGGGGGGUGGGCAGUGAGGGGGGUCACAUGGUUUUCAGACAUGCGUUGUUACCUGCCCUCCUCCCCAGCAGGCCAAGGUUGUGGUAACAAAGGGGACCUCCCUCUUGUAUGCUUUUGUAUGAGGUGGUCCAGAGGGAAGGUUUAGAAGUUCUCUGGGUAGAGGAGAAGAGCAAGGUGGAACUUGUUGGUGCCCAGGAAAUGCGAUGGUUGCUCUAGUGCUUUAAGGAUGAGCACUUAGUCUGGGGACAGGGACUGGGGUUAAGGGUUAGGGCCAAAGGCACAGCCACACCCCCAGCAGUGGCAAAGAGCAGCACAAGCCCACCUCCCCUUCUUCCUCCUCUCUUCCUCUUGUAAGGAAGAGAUGAGUUCUUGGCUCCCAGAGCCUGAGCUGCCUGUUUCAUUUUCUCUUUUACCCAGGCGCGUAGGCGGGGGAAGGGGAAAGCGGACCCGAGGCUAUCGGCUAUUGGUGGCUAUCGGCGUUUUUGUACACAUCAGGACUUCUGGACAAGACUCCAAAGCUACUCCCCCAGCCCGAGACCCCUCCUCAGACCCAGCUUGUCCUCAGCCCUACCACCUGCCACUCCCUGGCCCCUCUCACCGCCCGCCCCCCUUGGGGCGCAGGGCAUGGUGUGAAAGGCCAAGUGUUGAGGGGGGCACCAUGGGUGCUGUGCCCUAGGGCCUGGGUGGCAGGGGGUGGGCGGCCUGUGGGUGUGCCGGGGGGGGCCAUCGUGCCCACCCCAGUCUCUUGGCGUGCUGGAGGGCAUCCUGGAUGGAAUUGAAGUGAAUGGAACAGAAGCCAAGCAAGGUGGAGUGUGGGUCAGACCCAGAGGAGAACAGUGCCAGGUCACCAGAUGGAAAGCGAAAAAGAAAGAACGGCCAAUGUUCCCUGAAAACCAGCAUGUCAGGGUAUAUCCCUAGUUACCUGGACAAAGACGAGCAGUGUGUCGUGUGUGGGGACAAGGCAACCGGUUAUCACUAUCGCUGCAUCACUUGUGAGGGCUGCAAGGGCUUCUUUCGCCGCACAAUCCAGAAGAACCUCCAUCCCACCUACUCCUGCAAAUAUGACAGCUGCUGUGUCAUUGACAAGAUCACCCGCAACCAGUGCCAGCUGUGUCGCUUCAAGAAGUGCAUCGCCGUGGGCAUGGCCAUGGACUUGGUUCUAGAUGACUCAAAGCGGGUGGCCAAGCGCAAGCUGAUCGAGCAGAACCGGGAGCGGCGACGAAAGGAAGAGAUGAUCCGAUCACUGCAGCAGCGACCGGAGCCCACUCCCGAAGAGUGGGACCUGAUCCAUGUUGCCACAGAGGCCCAUCGCAGCACGAAUGCCCAGGGCAGCCAUUGGAAGCAGAGACGGAAAUUCCUGCCGGAUGACAUCGGCCAGUCACCCAUCGUCUCCAUGCCGGAUGGAGACAAGGUGGACCUAGAGGCCUUCAGUGAGUUUACCAAGAUCAUCACCCCGGCCAUCACCCGUGUGGUGGACUUUGCCAAAAAACUGCCCAUGUUCUCCGAGCUGCCUUGCGAAGACCAGAUCAUCCUCCUGAAGGGGUGCUGCAUGGAGAUCAUGUCCCUGCGGGCGGCUGUCCGCUAUGACCCCGAAAGCGACACCCUGACGCUGAGUGGGGAGAUGGCCGUCAAGCGGGAGCAGCUCAAGAAUGGUGGCCUGGGCGUAGUCUCCGACGCCAUCUUUGAACUGGGCAAGUCACUCUCUGCCUUUAACCUGGAUGAUACGGAAGUGGCUCUGCUGCAGGCUGUGCUGCUAAUGUCAACAGACCGCUCGGGCCUGCUGUGUGUGGACAAGAUUGAGAAGAGUCAGGAGGCGUACCUGCUGGCGUUCGAGCACUACGUGAACCACCGCAAACACAACAUUCCGCACUUCUGGCCCAAGCUGCUGAUGAAGGUGACUGACCUCCGCAUGAUCGGGGCCUGCCACGCCAGCCGCUUCCUCCACAUGAAAGUCGAGUGCCCCACCGAACUGUUCCCCCCACUCUUCCUCGAGGUCUUUGAGGAUCAGGAAGUCUAAAGCCUCAGGCGGCCAGAGGGUGUGCGGAGCUGGUGGGGAGGAGCCUGGAGAGAAGGGGCAGAGCUGGGGGGCUGAGGGAGGCCCCCCACCCCUCUUCUCUCCUUCCUCUCAUCCUUGGAUAGAUUCAGCUCCCACACACACACCCCGCACUGCCCGUCCCUCCUCAGAACCUCCAGCCCUGGGACAGGGCAAACACAUGAACUUGCUAUGAAAAAGACAGUGUGGGAGGCUGGGGGACCGUGUCCUGCAGUUCCCAGGACCCCAUCCUCUAAGAAGGUAGGGGAAGGGAGGGAGAUCUAAGAGGGGACAAGCCAUCUUGACCGUAGGGGAUGGAAGAAUAUGGGGUGGGGGAAGAUGCCCUCAACUCAGCCCCUACACACACACAAGAGAGAGCCCCCCCCUGCACAGUUCCUUGACAGAGGUUCCCCCUCCAGGCUAAGGGCCUCUCUGCUUCCCCAGAAGCCUGGGUGCAAAGAAAGGCUUGGCUUGGCUCCUCCCCCUGGAGGUUAAAAAUUAGUCAUUCUAACUGCACUUUGGAAACCAGGCAAGGGGAGAAGAUAAAUGAAGAAAAACUAGACAGAGAGAAAAAGAAAAAAAGAGUGAGCGAUUGAUAGAGAUAGAGAGAGAGAGAUGAUAUUAAGUUAUUAACCGAGGCUGGCCCCCUACCACCCCUAAGCACUUUGAGAGCUGCCCCUCCUCCCCGCAAAUCAGAGAGAACUGCCCCACAUACCAGGUCCCCAAGGGCAGGGCUGCCGAUCAGAGCUGUGAGUUAACACAACAGGGUCCUGGCCAUCCCUCCUUGCCUUCCCCCUCCCCCUGUGCCCCUUCGGCACCCCCCGCCCAGUGCUCCCUCUGCUCUCUGCCACUCGUGCCCGCUGAGUUCCAUCUACCUCUCACGCUGGAUGCCAGCUGGCCCCUCACCAGCCUGCCCUGCUGCCCACACAGCUCCCCUUUCAAGUGCCCAGCCCCAGGGGCCUCUCCCUGCCCACCCCCCACUCCUUCCACACCUUGGCACCCACACAGGAAAGACUGUGGCUCAAGCUCCUGCCCUCCUCACACCUGCAGUAUUAGCUACAAUCCAGAUGCUGCUGCACUGGGGGGGAGUUAGGGGGGUGUGUGUGAGUUUCUCCCAGAGCCUCUACCCCCUUAGGACCGUGUCCCCAUCUGUCUUCUGGGCUCUCUCUAACCUCUGCCCUCUUCCUUCCCCACUCCCACUCAAUGCACUAACCCAGACUCUGGGCAGGCAGGCACCAGAAUGGGGGUGCCUAGAUAAAUGGCACUUAGUUGGGGCCCCAGGGGAGGGGGCGGUUGGUGCUCCUCCUUUUUUCUUUGAAGCUCUUUAGGCCAGCCACCCCUCUGCCCCUGGGACCCCCUCCCCUCUUCUUUUCUCUAAUUCAGGGACUUUGGCUUGAGCCACCUCCCACCCUCCUGGUGAGGAGUGCUCUGUUGGUCUGCACUUGGGUGAGCUGCCCUCCUCCUCUUCCUUUUGGCUAUCGCCCACUGCCCACUCCACAGGGGAGAGAGGGAGGGAGGAGGUAGCCCUCCCAUGGGUGGGGGGGGAGGGGGGAGGGACAGAACAGACCAGAGGGCCCUGGGCUCAGGGCUGCAUGUCGGCAGGGAUGGAUGGGUGGACAUAGAUGCCCCCGGAAGCCAUGGGGAAUGGGGCGGGGGCAGGGGGAGGGGUGCCAGGGCUUCCUGCGCUUUGCACUAUUGGGGCAAAAAUGUCUUAAGCAGUGGGGAACCUGCCACCCCACCCUGACCCUCAGCCUGCCACAGCCCCCUACAUACACACACACACACACACACACACACACACACACACACGGGAAGGCAAUGCUAUGCUGCCCAUCAGGGCAUGUCCUUCCCCCACUGUCCAGGUGUUCUGACAGGGGUGGAGGGCCUGGAAGAGCAUCUGCUGUCACCUGUGCAUGUGCCUGCCCUGCCCCCCUUGGGCUCGUGGGCUGCCCCUGCUGUCUUUGUCUGUCUCUAUCCUCUCUCUCUCCUGGGGUACGGAUUCCUAUAUUACCCCAGUCCCAUGGGUAAGCCCUUUUGUACCCUCCUCUGGGGGUAUACCACCCCUGGGGGCCCAGUGGAAUUCCUGACCUGUCUGCUGUCUCCUCCUUCCCUCCCUCCCUCCCUGCAUCCUCACCUCCACCCCUCCAUCCCCAUUCUCAGCCAUGAACAUGGUAGAGAAAAGGCCUUAAAGGGGCUUGGCCUCUUACAGGCACUUGGGAAUCCCCCCUCACCUCCCCAAUCAUAUGAGCUGUGAUCCCCUACUCCUCCCCCCCCAUCUCUGACCCCUCCCCCCUCACUCUAGGUGAUGUGAGGUGUAUGUGUGCGUUUCUCUGCGUGAAUGUGUGAGCAAGUACAUGUGGUGGGGCAGGAGCCAGGGGACUCAGGAGCACCACGCACCUGCUCUAGAGAGGCAGCUGUCCCAGCCCCUGCUUUGGAAGUGGGGGACAGGGCCCUCUCCUGGGGGCCAUUGGUGCUAAUGAGGGGGAUGGCCUUGACGUGGGUGCUUAGUAUGCCUCCCCCAGUAUUGGCCCGGGGCACUAGGGCAGGCGGGGUGGGGCAGCAGGUGCAGUAUUGGUGGGCGCGGGGGAGUGGUCAUGGCUCUGGCACCCCCUUGUCCUGGCCUGGCCCAUUCCCA